AUGGGUCAAAAAAUACUUUUAAUAAUCGGUUUAUUUGCUCUUGCACACGCCGGUUAUUCAGCAGCUCAACAUCGUGUAUACGUACGUCUUACUGAACAACAAUUUGAACGUUUACCAACAGAUAUUAUUGUUCAAACAUUAAUUGCUUUUCUUGCUUGUUGUAUUGGUACAGUACAAUUAUUUGGUAAAUUUAAACCAAUACUUAUUACAGCUGAGUGGCAAAAUAAAACUUGGGAUACAGUUGGUAAUCGUCCAUCAUUUAUGACAUUUAAUCAUCGUGGCAAAGAAUUAUUUCGUUAA
Molecule: messenger RNA, 300 nt
Organism: Rotaria sp. Silwood1
Lineage: Eukaryota; Metazoa; Rotifera; Eurotatoria; Philodinida; Philodinidae
Source: the annotation of a GenBank genome assembly